Molecule: messenger RNA, 3186 nt
Organism: Pisolithus orientalis
Lineage: Eukaryota; Fungi; Basidiomycota; Agaricomycetes; Boletales; Pisolithaceae
Product: Sec23/Sec24 trunk domain-containing protein
Exons: 13
Coding region: 98-2917 (939 amino acids)
Biological process (GO): COPII-coated vesicle cargo loading; endoplasmic reticulum to Golgi vesicle-mediated transport; intracellular protein transport
Cellular component (GO): endoplasmic reticulum exit site; COPII vesicle coat
Molecular function (GO): zinc ion binding; SNARE binding
Source: RefSeq, a predicted model, not a curated record
CCUGAGCGUUAUAAGCUUGUUUGUGCGUGUUGCCUACGUGUCUGACUUCACCCAAGCAGAAAACCGUCCCUCCCAUUUUGUGUGUGUAUCUGUCCGAAUGGCUUCGCCAACGCAGCAAUUGCCUCCAGGUUGGGCAGCGGAGUGGGAUGCCGCUAACCAGAGAUAUCUUUUCAUAGAGACAGCGACGGGCAGGACCCAGUGGGAACCACCCUUACAUGCCCCAACUGCCCCCAUAGAUGAACACGGCCCUUCAGUUUCACCGCCCCCGACACAUCACAUCCCAAAGCGUCGUCAGUAUGCCGCGGGACAGACCCAGGCAUACUAUGGCACCACGGAUGGCUUUGUGGAACCAUCCUACGGUGCGGCGGGUGUUAUGGGACCCCAAACUCAACAGCCGGUAGCUUCAGGGCCUCUCUUCACUCCUGGUUUGGCUGCCGAGCAGCAGUUCGCAGCCCAACAGCAACAACCACUAUACCAAGCACCACCCUCCCACGAGCCUCAGUACGUCAACGCUCCGGCAUUCGGCCAAGAACCUGCCUACUAUCCUCCGUCUGCGCCAGUCAACCAGCUCGCCGACCAAUUUGGCCAGAUGGGAUUCGGCCAGAAGCCCUUGCAGCUUUACACUACCAACCUUCUCACUUCACCCCCGGACCCGCGUGAGCUGUCUCAUCCACCCCCGGAAAUUCGGCUGCCGCCCAAUUCGUGUAUCACCGCAUCUCCGUACGCCAAUGCCGACUACACCUACCAGCGCUGCACCUUAAAUGCGAUACCCACGACAUCAUCGCUUCUGAGCAAGGUCAAGAUACCACUUGCGCUUGUGAUUACGCCAUAUCGUGGUGUAAAAGAUGGUGACCUUCCUGUACCGCUAGUCACUGACACUGUCAUCGCCCGGUGUAGGCGGUGCAGGACUUACAUAAACCCGUAUGUUCAGUUUAUUGACGGAGGCAAUCGUUGGCGAUGCUGCAUGUGUAACAUGACGAACGAGGUCCCACAGUUAUUCGACUGGGAUCAAGUGCGUAAUCAACCCGGCGAUAGAUGGUCCCGCGACGAGCUCAACCAUUCCGUCGUCGAGUUUGUGGCGCCAACUGAGUAUAUGGUCCGACCCCCUCAACCGGCGGUUUAUGUCAUUUUAAUCGACGUCAGUCAUACCGCUAUUCAGUCUGGCAUGGUUGCUACUGCAACGCGAACGAUCCUGGAAAGCCUUGACCGCAUUCCCAAUGAAGGCCAACGCACAAAGAUCGCUAUUAUUGCUUAUGACACGUCAUUAUACUUCUUCUCGAUGCCGCCCGGCACCACGGAGUCGACAAUGCUAGUUGUUUCGGACGUCGAUGAUGUUUUCCUACCCAAGCCCACUGACCUUCUAGUUAACUUGUCGGAGGCCAAGGAAUCUUUAGAGGCUCUUUUGACGAGGAUCAAUGACAUGUUCCAGGAUAAUCACACGGUUGGUAGUGCGAUGGGACCUGCGCUUCAAGCUGGUUUUAAGUUGAUGGCGCCAAUUGGCGGCAAGAUCAUCGUUCUGUCUGCUUCGCUGCCCAACGUGGGUGCAGGAGCCCUUAAAAACCGCGAAGAUCCCAAGAUUUUGGGAACAUCCAAGGAGUCGGGCUUGCUUCAGCCCGCUUCGCCGUUCUACAAGACCUUUGCGAUCGAAUGCUCGCGCGCGCAGGUCUCGGUUGACAUGUUCCUAUUCAGUGCCUCAUAUCAAGAUGUCACCAGUCUUGCGUGCCUUCCUCACUAUACUUCGGGUCAAACGUUCUUCUACCCUGCAUUCAGCGCCUCGCGUUCCGAGGACGCAAUCAAGUUUGCUCACGAAUUUGGUGAGAUCCUGGCGAUGCCAAUCAUGCUAGAGGCGGUGAUGAGGGUCCGUGCCUCAAAAGGUCUACGCAUGUCAUCUUUCCAUGGAAAUUUCUUCGUUAGGUCUACUGACCUCCUUGCGAUGCCGGCAGUCCCUAUGGAUCAAUCAUAUGCGAUUGAAGUUCAGAUCGAGGAAACCAUCACUGCACCAUUCGUUGUUUUCCAGACCGCCGUACUCCAUACGACGUGUUAUGGAGAACGCCGUAUCCGCGUUAUUACGCUCGCAUUGCCCACCACAAGCAGCCUAUCGGAGCUUUUCGCCUCUGCGGAUCAAGUGGCAAUCGCAACCUUCUUGGCCAAUAAAGCUGUCGAACGCUCGAUCACGCACAAACUAGAAGAUAGUAGAGAUGCAGUCAUGCAGAAACUAGUUGAGAUUUUGUCGUCCUACAAGAGCAGCAUGACGGCCGCAGGUGCGGGCGCGAGUGCUCAGUUGGCAAUUUCGGAAAACCUCAAGAUGCUACCGCUUUUGGUCCUCGGGCUUCUAAAGAAUGUUGGGAUACGCCAAAGCGCUCAAAUUCCUCCCGAUUUGAGGGCUUACGCGCAAUGCUUGCUGACCUCGCUUCCGUCACAACUUCUUGUCCCGUAUAUACACCCCAACUUCUACUCACUGCAUAAUAUGCCACCCGAGGCUGGGACGGUGGGCGAAAAUGGAGUCAUCUUGCCAGUUCCGUUACCUUUGACUUCCGAACGGCUUGAACGACACGGUCUCUAUCUGAUUGAAGAUUCUCAAAACAUGUUCCUUUGGGUUGGUCGGGAUGCUGUGCCAAACCUUGUAGAGGACGUGUUCAACCUUCCCAGUUAUGAAGUGCUGCGGGGCGGCAAGACAACCCUUCCGGUCCUCGACAAUGACUUCUCACAGCGAGUAAAUGCAAUCAUCCAAAAAAUACGCGAGAUACGCCGCGGGGUUUAUUAUCCGCAUCUCUAUGUGGUUAAGGAAGAUGGCGAGCCUCCACUGCGCCUUUGGGCCCUUAGCUGCCUCAUUCAAGAUCGUGCCGACGUUUUACCGAGCUACCAACAGUUUAUCGGACAGAUCAGGGACAAGGUCAACGGAGCAGGCACUUACUAACGGAAUCUUGGAGGCUUAUUUUGUGAGGGUGUACCGCUUCAGCUUGCUAUGGCGGACAGGAGUGAUAUAUUUCAACUUGUUUUUUUUUCUCCGCUUAUGUUAUUCUGGUGAUGUCCUAACUCGAUAAGCCGUGAAUACACUGAACUAACUUGCCCACCUGAAUUCGGGGCGACGCUGAAGAUCUUCAUGUCGGCUGGCAUGCCGUGUGUGUUUUAAGUACCCCCAGCUCGACUGGCUAUGACAAAACACCUUCGUGUCGUCCCAAAGCU